CGCCGCCAUGGUGCGGAAGCUCAAGUUCCACGAGCAGAAGCUGCUGAAGCGCGUGGACUUCCUCAACUGGGAGGCGACCGACCACAACCUGCACGAGCUGCGCGUGCUGCGGCGCUACCGGCUGCAGCGGCGCGAGGACUACACGCGCUACAACCAGCUGAGCCGCGCCGUGCGCGACCUGGCGCGGCGCCUGCGCGACCUGCCCGAGCGCGACCCGUUCCGCGCGCGCGCCACGGCCGCGCUGCUCGCCAAGCUCUACGCGCUCGGCCUGGUGCCCACGCGCGGCUCGCUCGAGCUCUGCGAUCGCGUCACCGCCUCCGCCUUCUGCCGCCGCCGCCUGCCCUGCGUGCUGCUGCGCCUGCGCAUGGCGCAGCACCUGGCGGCCGCCGUGGCCUUCGUGGAGCAGGGCCACGUGCGCGUGGGCCCCGACGUGGUCACCGACCCCGCCUUCCUCGUCUCGCGCGCCAUGGAGGACUUCGUCACCUGGGUGGACGCCUCCAAGAUCCGCCGCCACGUGCUCGACUACAACGAGGCGCGCGACGACUUCGACCUGGACGCCUAG
Suncus etruscus (white-toothed pygmy shrew) is the source of this 562-nucleotide messenger RNA. RefSeq names its product IMP U3 small nucleolar ribonucleoprotein 3 (gene IMP3). Gene Ontology annotation, biological process: rRNA processing. The transcript has a single exon. Gene Ontology annotation, cellular component: Mpp10 complex; small-subunit processome; small ribosomal subunit. Gene Ontology annotation, molecular function: structural constituent of ribosome; snoRNA binding; rRNA binding. NCBI's taxonomy places the organism in Eukaryota, Metazoa, Chordata, Mammalia, Eulipotyphla, Soricidae. Bases 8 to 562 code for a protein of 184 amino acids. The record is from RefSeq and is a predicted model, not a curated record.